CGCCAACUGCACUGUGCCGGCCGGUCGGACCACGGGCAGCGUGAGGCAGCGCCCGCGUCCCCACGAGUUACGUCGCCGCCACUUCCGCGUCGCCCAUUUCCGGUCAUCGCCAUCUUGCUCUCGCGGAAGCUCGCUUCCGGGUGGUAGGUCGGGAGCCAGUGCGGCGGUAGUGCGGCCGGCACCAUGCCGUCGUCGCCGUUGCGGGUGGCGGUGGUGUGCUCGAGUAACCAGAAUCGGAGCAUGGAAGCGCACAACAUCCUCAGCAAGCGAGGUUUCAGUGUCCGGUCCUUUGGAACAGGAACUCAUGUGAAGCUCCCAGGACCAGCACCCGACAAGCCCAAUGUUUAUGACUUCAAAACCACAUAUGACCAGAUGUACAAUGAUCUCCUCAGGAAAGACAAAGAACUCUAUACGCAGAAUGGAAUUUUACAUAUGUUGGAUAGAAAUAAAAGAAUCAAGCCACGGCCAGAAAGGUUCCAGAACUGCAAGGACCUGUUUGAUCUGAUCCUCACUUGUGAAGAGAGAGUCUAUGACCAGGUGAUAGAAGAUCUGAACUCCAGAGAGCAGGAGACCUGCCAGCCAGUGCAUGUGGUCAAUGUGGAUAUCCAGGACAACCAUGAAGAGGCCACCCUGGGGGCAUUCCUCAUCUGUGAGCUCUGCCAGUGUAUCCAGCACACUGAAGACAUGGAGAAUGAGAUUGAUGAGCUACUGCAAGAGUUUGAGGAGAAAAGUGGCCGGGCCUUCCUGCACACUGUCUGCUUCUACUGAGCUUCCUGUGGUCAACUCAUGGCCUGCCCUGCACAACCACCUUUGGAGCCACUAUGUUCGUGCAUUUACCCUCCUGACACUUGUUUAUACCGCUAGAUGAUAUCACGUGGCUGGUGAUACCUGAUGUACUGUUCACAUGGAAUGGGAAGUACACAAAUGCCUUUUUCAGCCCCACUUUUCUUUAACCAAAAGAAAUAAAGACGGUUUACUGCACAGCC
Messenger RNA from Nannospalax galili (Upper Galilee mountains blind mole rat), 986 nucleotides. RefSeq names its product SSU72 homolog, RNA polymerase II CTD phosphatase (gene Ssu72). Gene Ontology annotation, molecular function: RNA polymerase II CTD heptapeptide repeat phosphatase activity. Gene Ontology annotation, biological process: termination of RNA polymerase II transcription. The record is from RefSeq and is a predicted model, not a curated record. Lineage: Eukaryota; Metazoa; Chordata; Mammalia; Rodentia; Spalacidae. The transcript has 5 exons. Bases 184 to 768 code for a protein of 194 amino acids. Gene Ontology annotation, cellular component: mRNA cleavage and polyadenylation specificity factor complex; nucleus.